AUGGUCCAAAUUAUCAAAGAUGAGAACGAUUUGAUCGUCCAGCUAGCGAGUGCAGCUGAUCCAAAACUUGUGAUCAUAUUCUUCACGAAUUCUCAGGUUCCAGCCUGUAAAGAGGUCGCCCCUAUUGCCGAGAAACUGAGUGUGGAGUUUGAGAGCGAGGUCGUUAUUCUCGCUGUCGACGCGGCAAAAUCCGACGAGGAGGGGACUGAGAACGUCGGGGUUAAAUGGGGUGUUGAGGGCGUGCCUACCUUUGCUUUUGUUAAGGAUCAUCAGAUUGUUGAGAAGGUUACUGGGGAUGUCGACACUAUUGAAGCUGGUGUUAGGGAUACUAUUGCGAAGUUGCUGUAG
This is a messenger RNA of Penicillium taxi, 348 nucleotides long. Its product is annotated as thioredoxin family protein. NCBI's taxonomy places the organism in Eukaryota, Fungi, Ascomycota, Eurotiomycetes, Eurotiales, Aspergillaceae. The record is from RefSeq and is a predicted model, not a curated record. The transcript is spliced from 2 exons. The coding region runs from base 1 to 348 and encodes 115 amino acids.